AUGCCCCUCUCGGAGUCCAGGGUGGAAGAGAAUAAAUACAGAGGUACCUGUCUAGUGUACCAGCAGUUCAUCCAGUACAAGACUUCACGGAUGGAAGUCCUCACGCUGGAAGCCCCCGUUCGAGGCAAAGCGCAGAAACCGAAUCCUGAGCUGCUGAAUGGCUCGAGUGCUUAUGUGUUCGCCAUCAUGUCACUCCGAAUCCAAACCGUAUUCGCUCUGCUGCAGCAAGAAAUGGCGGCACUAGGUGCGGACAUCAAUUGCGUCAAUGGAGCGAGACCGCUUGAAAAGAAAAUUGUCAAGGAUGUAAUUAAUGCUCUCAAAGAAUUGGAUGACCAAGAUUACGUGGAGAUCGAAGGGUCAGACGAGUUGUACGAAUCGGACUAUCAAGAUGAAGACUACCUGCCGCUGGUCGACGAUUUGGAGAGCGAGGUCGGUCGGGAGCGGGAGUCUUUCUCUUACGAGUACAUCUGCGAAGUUCUCGACUUCAUCGAUGCUCAUCCGAAUUGGUCUUUCAAAAGCAUGGAAAACCGUUUCAAAAGAGUUCUCAACUACUCGUAUAUCACCAGGUUCAGGGAAUAUCGAGAACACAUGGGAACCUGUCGAGAUCGAUACUUAAAAAUAUCGGAGUACUGCAAAAACAUGUUCGAUAGAUUCUUGGAUUCUUCGAUGGAAAAAGGAUAUAGAGUCUCAUCUCGUAAAAUCGUCAAAUUCGUCACUUAUAAGAAUGUGCGAGAACGAGAGGAAAUCGAAAAUGAUGUCAUCGAGUUGUUACUUGAGCACCAUGAUCAGGUUCAUGGCAAGUACGAUCCUGGGGAUGUGUAUAACACCGAUCAAUCUGGUUUCCAAUACAUGGUCCACACCAACCGGACACUUUCUCAUACUGGAGAGCGUACCACAUUGUGUGUCGUCGACGCUCUUGCACCUCGGACGCAUAGUUACACAAUCCAGCCCCUCUUGAACAUGGAUGGCCGAUUGGUCGGCGAGCUCGCCGUGAAUUUGCAAGAAACGGGUGAUGACUUCGGUCCACGCGUGCUCCAAACCAUACAAGACUUCCCCAACUUGUACAUAACGUGUACGAAAUCCGGGAAGUUGACCAAAAAUCUAAUCCGGGCGUGGACCGAAAAUGUGUUCAAGGACGUCAUCAGUCGAUCACAUGACGACAAAUGUGUCCUCUACGUUGAUUCAAUGUGGAAGGAUUUUGCCAAAAGAAUUACAGAGCAGUGCAUGGAUCACCAAUUCAAAGUUCAUCAGCGGAGGGACGUCCUUCGAAUGCACUCACUCAUCUAUAAUCAAUUCCAACAUCCCGCGUUUCGGCCUCUUUGGCUAUGCGCGUGGCGCCUUGGAGGUUUUGAGGUACCACAGAUACCCUUUCCGAGUCUAGCCGAAAUGUUGUUUUCGGUUAACGCGGCUUGCGCGACAUUGAACUGUAAGCUCAUGCCUUUCAUACGCUGCAUAUACUGCUCCAAAAUUCUCUGUAUCAACUGUUUUUACAUGAUGUAUCAUGUCUAUUUGAAUCUGGCAGCUUUCAAUUAUGUUCCCAACUACAACUACGAUCUCCAUCCAAAAGUUCUCAAUGGAAGGAUGGAUCAAUCGCGUCAGUUCUGCCGUGCUUUAAAGUUCAAAAACGAGACGGCUGGCAUGUGCUGUGCCAAAGGUCAAGUCAAACUUCCCGACCUUCGUUCGCAACCCCAGGCACUCCGGGCCCUGGUAGCCGGGGAAACAAGCGAAUCGAAGCAUUUUCUGAAAAACAUGCAAAUACCCUUGGGAAAGGAUGGGUACCACUCCGACAUCAAGAUGAGAGUCCCGAGAACCGAUACAGAAACGAAUAAGAAGCAAUUCAUUGUCGAUAUGUACGGGAAAAUCGAGAGCGAACGACUGCUCUAUAUCCGCCUAAAUCAAAUGGAACUGCGUUCGGGAGAAUACAUUCUUCUACGCGACGCGGUGAAAACUGAUGCCAACGUCGAUGCCAACAGUCUUGGAAAGCAGAUUGUGCCGUAUCCACCAUUCCUCUCAAAAACCUUCAAAGCGCACAUCAAGGUCGAGUACUGCAAUUCCGUCAAGUCCAUCAGGUACAUUUGCAAGUACGUGAUCAAGGGGAGCGAUAUGGCAGUUCCUCGCUAUCGAGACGACGCUCAUUGGGAUACCACAUCGUCUGACGCGUCGGAUACGUGUCGACCAUGUCAAAUUCGGAAGGUCUUCGCCAACAUAUUGACGAUCUGCGUCCCAUCCGAUCCCAAGGGUCUUUGGGAAAAACACAAGGAUUCUGUGGCCGAAGAUAUCCUGAACCGUGUUCGCCGUUCGCGCCAGAACCCUGAGCUAGCUUUCGUUCCUGAGAUCUACAAGGGAGCAUUGGUUUCGAUUGAGGAUCCUUGUUUUGCUAUCGCCAACAAAUCACUGGUUCAGCUGGGUAUGGAUGCCCCGGAUCCAAGUGCGCUGGAUACUCAGGAUCGCGAUUUAGUUCGAGAAAGCGAUUUUGAUGUGGGAGCUUCGGCUGAAUGUGUCGAAACCAAUGUUCCACUUCUGCUACCAGAACAACUGACCGCUUACGGAACUAUCAUGAGUGCAAUCGCGAAUCGUACCGGUGGACUUUUUUUCCUCGACGCACCUGGCGGCACCGGCAAGACUUCUAGAUGGUGGUCGAACGGCCCUCUCCGCACUACAGCUGCCAUCGAAGGUGCAAACGAUCGAGAUGCCUACAUGCAAUCUUGCCAAAAAUUCCGAGUCGAUAUGAGUGUCAUGGCUGUCAAGGAAGUGCUCUCGGCGAAGGGGAAACCCCAAUUCUUCGUGGAAAACUACCUUUAUGAAGUUGAGAAGACGGUUGGUGGCAGGACAUCUUACUGCAGAUGCAUCAAGCAAAGGAGGGACGGCUGUCCAGCAAGAAUAACUAUAUUGAGAUGGCCAGAACCGAUGGUCCAAAGGCAGACUGGCGAGCAUACUCAUGCACCCGACACCGGCGAAUUCAUCAGGAGGCAGGCAUCCGCUCAAAUGAAGGAUGCCGUUCUCGAAAAACAGGAUAAAGGUGUUAAACGAGUUCAUUCUGAGGUUCUUGCCGAGGAAGUGCGAAAUUCGCGUGGUCUCUACGAAGAUGAAGAGAUAGGAGCAGCACUGCCAACAUUCGACUCUGUGCGAGCCUCUUUGUAUCGGGCUCGCGCAAAGCUCACACCGGCUUUACCUCAGAGUCGAACGGACAUUGUCGUUGAGGGCUUGUACGGGAAAACUUUGAGCGACGAAGAUUUCCUCUUGUUCGACGACGGCCUCGAGGACAAAAUCCUGGCGUUCGGCACCGACGAAAUGUUUAGUAUCUUGUGCGAAUCGCCACUGUUUCAUGGACGGAACGUUCAAGUAGUUCCCCACCUCUUCUUACAGUUGUACACCAUUCAUUCUUUCCACAAGGGUCAGAUGUUUCCGCUCGUAUUCUUCCUUCUCCCAGACAAGACCAAGGAGACUUAUCGUAGGAUGUUUAGUCUGUUGAAGAAUCAUGCCGAUGCGAAGGGCAUGGUGUUUGCCCCUCGCACAUUCCAGCUAGACUAUGAAGUGGCAACCCUGAGAGCCAUACAACUCGAAUUCCCGCUGUCGGAGAUCAAAGGCUGUAAUUUUCAUUUUAGUCAGAGUCUCUGGAGAAAAGUUCAGCAUCUUGGUCUCGUCUCUCACUACAACGAUCCGUCGGUCAAGAAACUCAUCCGGUCCUGUUUUGCCCUCAGCUUGGUACCGUUGGACAGAAUUGACGACGCUUGGCUAGGAAUCGACGCAGAGUCUCCGGCCGCGGAUCAUCCAGCGUAUGAACGAGUAGGAGUUUUCAAGGAGUCGACAAAGCUGAAUAUCGGUGUCUUAAAUAUCAAUGGCACGAGAUACAACAAGGCGAAAUGGGCGGCGCUUGAGAGAGACGUACUGAUAGAUAAGAAAAUUAAUGUUAUGCUCCUAUCAGAGACACGACUCAUGAACGACGAACAAUGUCCACAUAUUGAAGGAUACCAAUUUAAUAGCAGCAACCGGAGAGAGUUCGGCGGCAAAUACCCGCACGGUGGAAUUGGAAUCCUGACCUCUACACAUCUGGAGAUAAUCUGGACCGAGAAGGGAGAUGACUGGAUAGCUCAAGCGUUUACAGUGGGCAAACAAAGUUGGAUAACCAUAUCCUUCUACAUAGCACAUGCACUUAGAGACACGAACAAAAUGACGUACGACUCUAUAAAAAAUUUUAUUCAUGACAGAUGCAGCGAUAUGGACUGCAUAAUCAUGGGAGGCGAUGCGAACGCACACAUGGAAGAACUCGACGGAGAAAGCAACGUGAUCGAGGUCAGCGGAAGCCAUAGUGACCCUCCGGAUGCCGCCAGCAUUGACGUAAUCGUCCGCCGGAACGCCCUGAAGCGACGAGCCAAAGAAACACAGGAGACUCCCGCGCAGCUCAUCAACCAUGUGCAAGCCGGAGCAACUGCCGCUGUCCAAGUCGAAUUCCCCAACAACCACGAAGUUAAGGUCGUGAACAGGGUACGUAAAGCCUGCAGCAGCGCGCCCGUCGCUCUGAGCAGCCGGAGUACGAUCAUCAUUCUCGAAAAUUACACGAGGUACGAGCCCGUCCCCAGUCAGACAGAAAGGUACCUCAUCGGUGACUCGGGUUAUGGGGAUGAUGACCGGAUUUUGGUCUCCGGUCGCGAGUCGACAGUUCGACAGAGUCAGGCCACCUACAGCCGAAUUCUGGAUCUUCUUCUCCGAGCCUGGCCCCAAUUCAGCCCCCGCCGCGUGGCGCUCGACUUCGAGGUCGGCCUCCUCAACGAUUUCCGACUGGCAUUCCCGGAGGCCAGGAUCGACAGGUGCCUCUUCCACCUCGUCAAGAACAUGGAGCUGUUCGUCCGCUGGUACGUUCGACCGCACAACAACAACACAACAACAACCGUGUCCCACGUGAACGCCAGGAACGCUCCUGGAGGCGAGAUCGCGCGAAGUCGCACUCUCGACGGGGAAACGCGGACAAACAACUUUGCCGAGGCAGCUCACAGGCGACUCCAGGGCGAGUUCGGAGUGGAUCAUCCAAGCCUGUGGAGGUUCAUCGACGGCAUCCGAAAAGUUCAGCGUAGCAGGGAUGUGGCCUACGAACGUUCAGUGGCGGGUCACGAACCCGAGAAGAAAAAAAGAUCUUUCAUCCCUAGCAAAUAG
This is a messenger RNA of Galendromus occidentalis (western predatory mite), 5151 nucleotides long. RefSeq lists its product as uncharacterized. The transcript has 17 exons. The record is from RefSeq and is a predicted model, not a curated record. Bases 1 to 5151 code for a protein of 1716 amino acids. Lineage: Eukaryota; Metazoa; Arthropoda; Arachnida; Mesostigmata; Phytoseiidae.